CAGCAGCUGAAAGGAACCAUGAUCCGUGCCUGCAUUGUUCUGGCUCUCGCCACCAGUGCCUUCGCCGGCUACGUCGGUGGUUACGCUGGCGGCCUAGGCUACGGCCUUGGUGGCUACGGCCUCGGCGGCUAUGGCCUGAGCUCCUACGGCCUUUCCCACGGUGUUGGCUACUCCGGUCUCGGUCUCGGCUACACCUACGCCCCAGCUGCCAGCUACGCCGUCGCUGCUCCAGCUGUUGCCCGCACUGUCGCCACCUACCACGCUGCUCCAGCUGUGACCGCCGUCCACGCCGCCCCAGCCGUGGCUACCGUCGCUCACGCUGCCCCAGUCGCCACCUACGCCGCUGCCCCAGCUGUGACCCGCGUUGCCACCUACCACGCUGCUCCAGUUGCCACCGCCGUCGCUGCCCCAGUUGCCACCUACGCUGCUGCCCCAGCCGUGACCCGCGUGGCCACUGUUGCCCACGCUGCCCCAGUUGCCUCCUAUGCUGUUGCUCCAGCCGUGACCCGCGUCGCCACUGUUGCCCACGCUGCCCCAGUUGCCUCCUACGCUGUUGCUCCAGCUGUGACCCGCGUCGCCACUGUUGCCCACGCUGCCCCAGUUGCCUCCUACGCUGUUGCUCCAGCCGUGACCCGCGUCGCCACUGUUGCCCACGCUGCCCCAGUUGCCUCCUACGCUGUUGCUCCAGCUGUGACCCGCGUCGCCACUGUUGCCCACGCCGCCCCAGUCGCCACCUACGCCGCUGCUCCAGCUGUCGCCACUGUGGCUCACGCCCCAGUCGCCACUUACGCCGCUGCCCCAGCUGUCGCUGCCGUCCACGCUGCCCCAGCUGUUGCCACCACCACUGUCCACCAUGCCCCAGCUGUCGCCACCGUUGCCCACGCUGUCCCAGCUGUCGCCGCCUACCACGCCGCUCCAGCUUACUACGGCUACGGUGUUGGAUCCCUCGGCUACGGUGUUGGCAGCUACGGUUACGGCCACGGUCUCCUCGGCUACGGCCUGAACUACGGCUACGGUCUUGGCUCUCCCUUCGACUACACCACCCUCCUCCGCAGGAAGAAGUAAAUUCCUUACUUAGGAACUGCUGCUUUCAUCCUGUCAAGACUGUAAAUUCAACAAAUUUAGGCAAUUCCUCAUCAUCUGCGUCGUUACCGCGGCACAAACGAUGGGCUUUAAUAAAAUUUAGUAUUUUUUUCUUUUCUAC
Messenger RNA from Rhipicephalus sanguineus (brown dog tick), 1204 nucleotides. RefSeq names its product cuticle protein 16.5-like. The record is from RefSeq and is a predicted model, not a curated record. The transcript has 3 exons. NCBI's taxonomy places the organism in Eukaryota, Metazoa, Arthropoda, Arachnida, Ixodida, Ixodidae. Bases 19 to 1065 code for a protein of 348 amino acids.